Peromyscus leucopus (white-footed mouse) is the source of this 4020-nucleotide messenger RNA. RefSeq names its product AT-rich interaction domain 3B (gene Arid3b). The record is from RefSeq and is a predicted model, not a curated record. Gene Ontology annotation, molecular function: DNA binding. The coding region runs from base 206 to 1927 and encodes 573 amino acids. The transcript is spliced from 9 exons. Gene Ontology annotation, cellular component: nucleus. Gene Ontology annotation, biological process: regulation of transcription by RNA polymerase II. Lineage: Eukaryota; Metazoa; Chordata; Mammalia; Rodentia; Cricetidae.
GCACCGCUUCCGGUGUGGGCCCCGCCCCGGCUGUGGCCCCCAGCUGCGGAGGAGUCGGAGGCUCAGCUGCUGCGCCGGGGCCUCAGCGGCUGCCUCCUCCCAAGCUGCGAGCCCGGAACGCUGCGCAUAGACCCAGUGCGCGUGCUGGGCUGUGCCCAGGUUGAGAGCCAUGCCGGUCUGUGGGUGAAGCCUGAGACAGUCAGUAAUGGAGCCUCUGCAGCAGCAACAAAAGCAGCCACACCAGGCUCCUCUACAGAUGGAUGCCAGAGAGAAGCAGAACCCGCAGCAGACAAGAGAAGCACAGUUUCUGUAUGCCCCCAAACUAGGUGCCCAGUCUGCUCUCCUUUCAGUUACACCUGGGAGACCUUCUGGUAGCCCUGUUCUGGGUCCCUUAGCCAGAGUCACACCAGCCACACCAGUGAGCCAAGUAUAUGAGCAGAGCAAUGUGAACUCCGAACCCGAGGAAGAGGAAGGAGGUCUGGAAGAUGAAGAUGGAGAUGAUGAUGUUGCAGAGGUGGCUGAAAAAGAGGCCCAGGCUGCUUCCAGAUUUUUCCAUGUGCAAAAAGCAACUCGCCAAGACCCCAGAGCAGCACCCAUGUCCAGCCUGCUUCCAGUACCUGGACUCCCACCACAGGGACAACAAGCUAGAGAAGACCAUACCAAAGAUACUUCCAAGGCCCCACCUUCCAUCUCCACAGCUGGGCAGCCAAGCUGGAAUCUGGAUGAGCAGCUUAAGCAGAAUGGUGCUUUGGCCUGGAGCGAUGAUGCUGAUGGAGGCCGGGGAAGAGAGAUCUCUCGAGAUUUUGCCAAGCUGUAUGAACUGGACGGUGAUCCUGAAAGGAAAGAAUUUCUGGAUGACCUCUUUGUCUUUAUGCAGAAGAGGGGCACUCCUAUCAACCGGAUUCCCAUAAUGGCCAAGCAGAUCCUGGACCUGUACAUGCUCUAUAAACUGGUCACGGAGAAGGGGGGCCUGGUGGAGAUCAUCAACAAGAAAAUCUGGAGGGAGAUCACCAAAGGCCUGAACCUGCCCACGUCCAUCACCAGUGCUGCCUUCACUCUGAGGACCCAGUACAUGAAGUAUCUUUAUGCCUAUGAGUGUGAGAAGAAAGCCUUGAGCUCCCCAGCUGAACUACAGGCAGCCAUUGAUGGCAAUCGGCGGGAAGGUCGGAGGCCCAGCUAUAGCUCCUCCCUCUUUGGCUAUUCUCCUGCCGCUGCUGCUGCUGCUGCCGCCGCCGCUGCUGCUAGUGCUGCCACUGCUGGGGCCCCUGCCCUUCUAUCGCCCCCCAAGAUCCGAUUCUCCAUCCUUGGGCUUGGCUCCAGCAGUGGUACCAGUGCCAGUAGCCCUCGGAUAUCCCCAGCAUCUACUCUCAGGAAAGGUGAUGGAGUCCCAGUGACUGCAGUGCCUGUGCCAAAUCGCCUGGCUGUGCCUGGGACUUUGGCAGGCCAGCAGGCUGGCAACCGGACAGGCACACUGGAUCAGCUACGGGAGCGUCUAGAAUCAGGGGAACCCCCUGAGAAGAAGGCAUCAAGGUUGUCAGAGGAAGAGCAGCGCCUGGUGCAGCAGGCCUUCCAGCGCAACCUCUUGAGCAUGGCGCGGCAGCUCCCCAUGAAGAUGAGAAUCAAUGGCAGGGAAGACAGAGCAGAGACUUCGGCUGCAGCACUGAACCUGACUACCAGCGGCAUUGGGAGCAUCAAUAUGUCUGUGGAUAUUGAUGGCACCACCUAUACAGGUGUGCUGUUUGCCCAGAAACCAGUGGUCCACCUCAUUGCAGGCUCUGCUCCUCAGAGCAUCGGCGGCGGCGGUGGCGGUGGCGGUGGCGGCGGCGGCAGCAGCAGCAGCGGCAGCAGCAGCUCUCACUGUUCACCAAGUCCUACCUCAUCCCGGGGCACCCCCAGUGCAGAGCCCUCCACCAGCUGGUCCCUCUGAUAGCAGCACCCAGCACCCACUCCCUAUCUCCUGCAGAGAGUAAGGGAGAUCGAUGCACAGAAUUUACCUCAUCUCAUGGAGCCCACAUCAGACACCAUCUGGCCAGAUGUUGAAUUUGGAAGUGUCCAUCUGUCCAGGCUCCAUUCAGGUUCUGCUGUACUCUGGGGACAAGGAGAGACUUGGGGGGGUGGGGGGAGGCAGGGCAGAGCGUUGUCCAAUCAGGGAUUGUCCUGGAGAACUGGGUGGGGCAUCUGGGCAUCCAGCUUCCCCAGCGUUCCCAACCACCUCCCAUCCCAGAGCAAUGUAUCGACAAUCUGUCAGGCGCCACGGGGCUGGAGGCUUCCAUUUCCUUCCCUUAAUUUAUUUCCCUUCGGCUGCCUUCUGCCUUCACCCCAGGAUCAGCCCAGUCCCCCAGUGUUUAAAUCCCAUUUGGGGCUCUAGGAGUCUGUGCUGAGCAUGGGAUGGGGAUGGGCUUUCCCCGUCCUCCUCGCUUUCUGCUUUAUUCUUUGGGCAUGAGUCUCUCAACCCAGGUCUUAACUUCAGUCCUCAGGGCCCUGGAGUACUACUCUCUUUCUUGUUCUAAGAAAAGAAGUGUGAGGACAGGCUCCAGGUUCAGGGACUCUGCACAUGAAAAGGAGGAAGAGCUCAUGGCACCCACCCGGGCCCUGGUACCUACCCGACAAGACUCCAUUUAAUCCCCAAACCUCAGCUCCCUGCCUGCCCAUGUUGGCCAGCUCUCCCAAGAUGCCACUUGUCCCUGGCCCCUACCGUCGUCUCUUGGGGCCAUUUCCGCCCCACCAGCCCCAGACACACUGAUGUCAGGCUCACUGAAAUACCUCAGAUUUGUAAUUGUUGAUAGUUGAGUCUUCAGGAAGUAUUUGCAUCUCUGUAAUCUUUUUUAUAUGUGUUUUGCUGACUUUAAUUUUUUAAUUUUUAUUGUUGCUGUUGUAGCACCAAAGAAAUGAAAGCAGAUCACCCCAGCCAGGUGCGGUUUGCAGCCAGCCUCCCUCCAACCUGCCCAUGCUCUAGCCAGAGGUGGAGCAGGCGGGGUGACUCAGGGAUCACCACAGCAGGAGGAUGGGAUGGAGGGGCCCAUGCUUGCUGGUGGAUCCUGAAACCACACUGGUUCUUUCUGCCCCUACCCCAGCUGACAAUAAGGCAGGGUAUCUCUCUGCCUCAGGAGCCCUCACCUUGGGGCAUAGGCAAAUGGCUCUGGGCCCUGCCUGAGACUGAGCCCCAGGGUGCUAAGAGGAUGCUAAGAGAGCUCUGUCUCCCCUUAGCAUAUAGCUGGAACAGGCCACUGUGUAGAGAAAGGCUCCACUCUCACCCCAGUGUCCUCGACUCUGUUACACAAAGCAUCUCCCACUGGGACUACUCAGGUUGUGCAGUGGAGACCACAGCAUGGCCCAGCAGUCCUGUCUAGGACAAGAAAGGGAAACCAAAAGCUUGUACACAAAUAUACCUCAGCCUGGCAAGCGCCACACUGCUGACUUGCGACUCCUCUCCCUGCCCCAGGACACACACUCAGUAACUCACACACUUGGCUCCUGUACUGGAGUCUCACCCUCUUAGGGCCUCAGAAGACACCUGGGGUCUGGUGCUGUGAGAAGUCUGUUUGGCCAGGGUGUCUCAGGGUUUAGUCAUGAAGGAUAGACCCUUCUUAUCCAGGGGAGACGGGGAGACGGGGACAGCGCAGGUCGUUCUGACCAUCGACUCCUUUCUCUUUCCCCAGGCAGCUGUCCACUUGUCCCUCUCCAUGCCCCCCUCACUGCCCUCAAGCCAGCAACAGGCUCCUAGCCAGAAAAUGCAAGAGCUGGGUGCCCAUGUGUGCCCAGCGUUAGGGCUCUGGCCCAGUUGGAGCUCCCCUGCAGGCGUAGUCCUGAAGGCCUUGUGGCAGGAUGGCGGCCUUCCUCUCCGUGUCUUGUGUGUAUUCUAACCAGAAAAAAAAAAUGUGAUAGCACAUGGUAGCCUAGGCAGUGAAUAAAUACCUCAGACGUCCUCUCACAGCACGUGUCUGUAUAUGUCGUGGUUAUUUUCUGUCUUACAUGUUCUUGAAUGUUUAUAUUUCAAUAAAGCUCUACCUCUUCACAUGA